AAAAGCUCAUUGUCCAAUCAUCCUCUCCCUGACUAUGAUUGCUUACCAUAGAACUCAGACAAACAGCUUCUAUCAUCCAGUGGUCUAAGUAUCUUAGCCAAAGCACCCCAAGUUCUAGUAGUUCUAAUAGUUCCAACUUCCAAGUAUCAAAGCCAAAGCUCCCACAUUCUGCAGACAAAAAAUGGGGUCAUUCCAAACACCUAUUGGAAUGAGAAGCUCUGCAUUGUUAGAAACUUCAUGUGGAUAUUUACUUCAAGAAUUACAGAUGAUCUGGGAUGAAGUUGGAGAAAAUCAGUUUGAAAGAGAAAAAGUUCUGCUAGAACUAGAACAGGAGUGUCUGGAGGUAUACAGGAGAAAAGUUGACCGUGCAAAUAUAUCAAGGGCUCGCUUACAUCAGGAGUUGGCAGAGUCUGAAGCUGAAUUUACUCAUCUUCUUUUGUCCCUUGGUGAACGAUCUCUUCCAGGACGGCCAGAAAAAAUGGCAGGAACGCUAAAGGAGCAACUAAAUUCCAUCACACCAGCUUUACGGGAAAUGCGAUUGAGGAAAGAAGAGAGGGUGAACCAGUUCCGAGCUGUGCAAGGACAAAUGCAGAAGAUUUCUGCAGAAAUAGCAGGUCAGUCAGAGUAUGAUGACUCAAUAACAAAUGUGAUAGUGAAUGAGAAUGACCUCUCCUUGAAGAAACUUGAAGAAUACCAGACUGAGCUACAAGGACUCUAUAAUGAGAAGAACAACAGACUCCAGAGAGUGGAAAAAUAUAUAGAAGCCAUCCACAGCUUGUCUGCAACCAUGGGGAUGGAAUCCUCCAUGAUAAUUACAAAGGUCCAUCCAAGCUUGAAUGAAUUGUGUGGGAUAUCCAAAAACAUCAGUGAUGGUAUUUUGACCAAGCUCAGCAGCACUGUGGAAUCUCUGGAAGAAGAAAAGAAAAAGCGGCAUGAGAAGCUUCAACAUCUUGGUAAAGCAUUGACAAACUUGUGGAAUCUUAUGGACACACCCUAUGAGGAUCGUAAACUAUUUUCCCAUGUUAUUGACUUAUUAUCAGCCUCAUCAGCAGAAAUAUCUCAUCCUGGAAGCCUUACCCAUGAUAUAAUCCAACAGGCUGAGGCUGAAGUCAAGAGACUGGAUCAAUUAAAAGCAAGCAAAAUGAAAGAGCUAUUUCUCAAGAAGCAGACCGAACUAGAAGAAAUAUGUAAUAGAUCACACAUGCAGAUUUCUUCAAGAUCAGAGAUGGACAAUAUAAUAAAUCUUAUAAACUCUGGGGAGAUCGACCAUGCUGAUCUCCUCAAGAGUAUGGAUGAACAGAUUUCUAGAGCAAAGGAAGAAGCAUCUAGCAGGGAACCAAUAAUCGAGAAGGUGGAGAAGUGGAUGUUGGCACGUGAUGAGGAGCGCUGGCUGGAAGAAUAUAACAGGGAUGAGAACCGAUAUACAGUCAGAAGAGGUGCACAUAAAAACCUAAGACGGGCAGAACGGGCACGAGUAACAGUCAACAAAAUCCCAGCAUUGGUGGAUUCACUUAUAGCAAAGACCAAGAGUUGGGAAGAAGAAAGAAAGAAAGUUUUCCUAUAUGAUGAGGUACCUCUUUUAGCAAUAGUGGAAGAGUAUAACAUGGUAAGGCGGGAAAAGGAUGAGGACAAGCAAAAGCAUCGGGAAAAGAAGAAGAUACAAAGUCAGGUGGUUGUUGAGCAAGAAAAUUUCUUUGGGUCGAGACCACCCACCAGCAAUAGGCGUCUUCCAAAUAGGAGCUUGAAUGGAGGCUUUGGCAAUGCAACUUCUCCAAACAGGAGGGUUUCUCUGGGAAUCCCACAGUUGGGUUCUGACAGCAUAAACUCUGCAACUCAGGGCAUAUCCUUCAUAAAAGAAGUAAAGAAAGUGCAAGGGAAAAAGGUGUUUGUUCGACCCAGUCUAGCUUCUCAUCUAAAAGAUGAAAGUGCUUCAGUGAUUUCAACAUUUUCAGGACCCUUUUCUCCUUAAAUUUCAAAUCAAAAUCAAGGACACGUGAUAAAUCAGAUUCAAACAGACAAUCUUACUCUUGAAAAGGAACAUAUAUUCCCAUAAAUAUGACCUGUAAAAAUAAGUUGAAUUGGUUUCAGCUUGACAAAAAGACUUACACAUGUAUUUAUCCAUUGAAGCUUUCCACUAUAGACUCCAUCUAGGAUAUUGCAGUAACUGUGAUUGCAUGGACAAAUUAAAUUUCUAGGAUCCUGAUUUCAUAUUGCAACUGCAGAUGUAUGUAAUUUAGCUAGCUUUACUUCAAAAAAUAAAAUCUCUAGUAUCCUGAUUUCUUCUUGCAACUGCAGAUGUAUUUUAACUUAGCUUUACUUCAAAACUCUUAAUAGAACAAUAAGCCACGUUUAUGCCC
Rubroshorea leprosula is the source of this 2357-nucleotide messenger RNA. Lineage: Eukaryota; Viridiplantae; Streptophyta; Magnoliopsida; Malvales; Dipterocarpaceae. The record is from the annotation of a GenBank genome assembly.